Messenger RNA from Saccoglossus kowalevskii, 1515 nucleotides. RefSeq lists its product as uncharacterized. Gene Ontology annotation, biological process: protein phosphorylation; cell surface receptor protein tyrosine kinase signaling pathway; positive regulation of kinase activity. NCBI's taxonomy places the organism in Eukaryota, Metazoa, Hemichordata, Enteropneusta, Harrimaniidae. Gene Ontology annotation, cellular component: plasma membrane; signaling receptor complex. The record is from RefSeq and is a predicted model, not a curated record. Gene Ontology annotation, molecular function: transmembrane receptor protein tyrosine kinase activity; ATP binding.
CUGUACAGCAUAUCAUAUCGUGUGAUUGCCACUAUCAUGGAGAAUAUUAGAUUAUUUGUUCUUCUGAUCUGCCUUAACGGUAUUUUAUUGUCUGACGGUUUUUGCAGGAGACGUACAGCAUAUGCACCAUCCUGGAGUAGUUGGUUGAGCUGGAGUGGCUGCAGUAAGAUAUGUGGUCCGCAUGGAGUAAUGUCAAGAUUUCGCGAACAAGUUUCUGGUAGUACGUGCAAAAGAGAGGAAGAUGUAUCCGGCUGCAACCAAUUUUGCUACAAUGGCGGUGAAAUGAUAGACAACGUAUGCAAUUGUCCUGGUCUGUACGGUGGUGAGUGCUGCAGCUCAGCCUGUGCAGCCAUCGAUAACUGUGAAGACGUACAGUGUACGACAAACAUUAAUCAGUACUGCUUGAAAUGUGAAUAUGAUCGUGGUGAGGGAAGGAGAGCCUACGAACCAGUAGAUUUUAAUGGGAUUAUGAACAGAAUUUGUGAAAAGAGAUGCUCAUGGCGGCCAGACAGUAAAUUCUGUUACCCUGGAAUCUGUACAGGAGAACCGUCCACAUCAUGUGUGUGUGCGAAUGGUUUUAGUGGAGACAACUGUCUACAGAUUGAUGAACCAGCAACAGUUGAAAGUUGUACAGUGACAUUUCAACGACCAGACUAUGCACCACAAGAAGUGAUCUGUGAUGAACAAAACGUAGUUUACUGCAGAUUGAAAGCAGAAGAGUUCACAGUAGAUUUGACGGUCGGUUUCACCCCGAGCGAUCUACCACCCCCACCGUAUUACGUAAACGAAGCUGUUUUUGGAAUUAUAGAAGCUACUAUAGAAUGGACUCUAAAGAGCGGUUCAACUCAUACUGGGCAGUAUAAUUGUUUUGUUGCGAACAGUGCUAUUGAUGUCCCAGCGAGCAAAUUACCAUCUCGACACUGUAUAAAUAAUUUUGAUAUCUCUUCUUACAACGUCCGAGAAGGAGACGAGUUAACCCUUUCACUACGUUCGAAGAUUUCAGGAUAUAUAAAACUUAACAACUACGACGAUGAGAAUUCAGUUACCGUUGGACCUCCCAUACUUUACUCUUCACAUGAUACAGUCAAUGAAACAAAGAUUAUAUUUGAUUUUACCAAACCAGUGCAUUGUAUAUCGACUGAAAUGCCAUGUUUGGCCGCAGUCAUGGAUAUUGGAAGUCAUUACAUAAGACAUAAUCGUGUGACCGUAACUUGGAUGCCCAAUGACUGGAGGGACAGCACCUCUGGAAUCAAUCACUACAACUACAUUUCGAUUGAUAGUAAAUUCAAACUCAGAUAAUGAUGAACUCGAUGUGACCUCUUCCACUGCCCAUGCGUCAAAGUAUGACCUUCCAUCCUCCGCAUCUCAGGCUAUACUUGCUAUGCCAGAAGAGGGGAUAUACUCGAUUCUUCUAUCUGUAUUUGAUGGAGCUGGUAACUCGGAAAGAGUGCGAAAAUACCUGAUAUAUGAUAAGAACAGCAGUGUCAAAAUCGAUUCCAGCAAGCCAAUAACUGC